Messenger RNA from Brassica oleracea var. oleracea, 2400 nucleotides. Its product is annotated as glutamate receptor 1.1. Gene Ontology annotation, cellular component: plasma membrane. The record is from RefSeq and is a predicted model, not a curated record. The transcript has 5 exons. Gene Ontology annotation, molecular function: glutamate-gated receptor activity. The coding region runs from base 1 to 2400 and encodes 799 amino acids. Lineage: Eukaryota; Viridiplantae; Streptophyta; Magnoliopsida; Brassicales; Brassicaceae.
AUGAAGAAUCUGAUUUCUCUGCUCGUUUGUUUUCUCCUCUUUCCGACGAUUAAAUCGAGAGUAGCUGAUCAAAACGAGGAAGUUUUAAAAGAGGUUAGGGUUGGAUUGGUGGUAGACUUGGGUUCCACGGAAGGAAAAAUCCUCGAGACUUCUUUUGCCUUGGCACUUUCAGACUUCUAUCGCAUCAACAACGAAUAUCGAACCAGAGUCUCUGUUUUAGCAAGAGACUCUCAAGGAGAUCCUCUCCUUGCCUUUGCCGCCGUUACAAACCUUAUCAAGAAUGCAAAAGUGGAAGCUAUUAUUGGUGCACAAUCAUUACAAGAAGCAAAGCUUCUUGCAGCAGUUAGUGAAAAAGCUAAAGUUCCGGUAAUAUCACUUCUUGUUCCAAACUCAUUAUCUUUGAACAAGUAUGAUCACUUUAUUCAAACCACGCACGAUCCAACAUCAGAAGCUAAGGGUAUAACAAGUCUCAUACAUGAUCUAAAUCAGACAUCGGUUGUGGUUAUAUACGAGGAUGCUGAUGACUGGAGAGAGAGUUUACAAACACUUGUGGAGCAUUUUCAAGAUGAAAGAGUCAGCAUCGAACGUACAGCUUCUUUGGCGGAAUCAUCAUCAGGAGAAAACCAUAUGAUGAACCAGCUAAGGAAGCUUACUAAGGUCUCAAGAGGAGCAGCUUUCGUGGUGCAUAUGUCAGAGAAUCUUGUUUCUCGCCUCUUACAUUGUGCGGAGAAGUUAGGUCUGAUGGAACAAGGUCAUGUUUGGAUUCUCACCGCAAGAUCCAUGCAUCAUUUUCAUUUCACUGAUCAUUUUGCAACUAGGUCUAUGCAAGGGGUGAUUGGUUUCAGAUCCUACGUUCCAGUAUCAUCAGAGAUUAUGAAUUUUACUUCAAGAGUGAUAAAUGCAUUGAUGGAUACUAAACGUUAUAGUGUAUGGGCAUACGAUGUUGCUCGUAUUCUAGCAACCGCAGCUGAGAAGAUGAGUCUAAAAACAUCUGAAAAUGUAUCGUCAAACCUUCUUGAGACAAUGAGGCAGAGUAGUUACAAGGGUUUGAGUCAUGGUGGUGACAUCCAAAUGGUUGGCAACAAGUUUAUUUUAGGUACAUUUGAAAUUGGAACAAGGGAGAGAAGGAUAGGGUUAUGGAGUUGUGAUAGUUUUUGUGGAAUAAGAAGAGAUGUCAUGGCUUCUUCAACCAAUGAUCUUGAGAUCCCAAGACACCGUUUUCUGGAAGAGAAUGGUGAAACUAAGAAGGUUCUUAGGGUCUUAGUACCAGCAGGAAACAAGGUUCCAAAUCUAAUGUCCAUGCGUCUUGAUCCUGAAACAGGUGUCUACACUGCCACUGGAUUCUGCAUAGAAGUUUUCAAGACUUGCAUUGCUCCUUUUAACUACCAGCUAGAGUUCAUACCUUAUAAUAACGGAAGCUAUAACAACCUUGCUUAUCUACUCUCUACUCAGAGUGACAAAUAUGAUGCAGCUGUUGGUGAUAUCACAAUCACUUCCAACAGAUCUUUGUAUGUUGAUUUUACUCUGCCUUUCACAGACAUUGGUAUAGGAAUCUUGACGGUAAAGAAGAAAAGCCAAGGCAUGUGGACUUUCUUUGACCCUUUUGAUACAUCCUUGUGGCUAGCAAGUGGAGCUUUCUUUAUCUUGACUGGAGUUGUUGUUUGGUUGGUUGAACGGUCCGUUAAUCCGGAGUUUCAGGGUUCUUGGGGACAACAACUUUGUAUCAUGCUCUGGUUUGGAUUCUCAACCAUUGUCUUUGCUCAAAGAGAGAAGCUGGUGAAAAUGUCAUCAAGAUUCUUAGUCAUAGUUUGGCUCUUUGUGGUUUUGAUAUUGACAUCAAGUUAUAGUGCAAAUUUGACAUCAACCAAGACCAUUUCUCGCAUACAACUUAACCAUCAGGCGGUUUUCGCCUCUACCACUUUAAAUAAUAUGAAGCUUGGAUCCAUUAAUGCAGUAGAGGCAUAUGCUCAAGGUCUGCGUGAUGGAACUCUUAGUCAUAUUAUCAAUGAGAUACCGUAUCUCAGUCUUCUUCUUGGAUACUAUCCAGAUGCUUUUGUAAUGACAGAUAGAGAGAGUAGUACCAAUGGAUUUGGCUUUAUGUUCCAAAGAGGUUCAGGUUUGGCUACUAAUGUUUCAAGAGAAAUCGCGAAGCUAAGGUCAUUAGGAACUUUGAAAGACAUUGAGAAGAGAUGGUUUCAGAAGCUGGAUUCAUUAAAUGUACGUUCCAACGCUGAAGAUGUUGCAUCUCUUAAUGACGUCGAUGAAGCAUCUAAUCGGUUUAGCUUCCGUGAGUUGCGAGGGUUGUUCAUCAUUGCUGGGUUUGCUCAUGUUCUUGUAAUAUCCCUGCAUCUCGUUCAUAUGCGUCAGGUGAUACUCACCAAACUACAAAGCUUCUACUAG